AUGUCCAGGUUGAAGCGGUCUCGAGCGUAUAUUAGUUUUGAUAAAGGUGUUGCCUGCGAUGACCUGAGUAAGCAAUCGCAAACUGGUUUAGACACCAAACAGUCGUUCUUUGUUUUUUCGAAUAGGAUACCUUCCCCAACUCAACAGUGUAAACGGUCGUCACUUCUGACUGAAGUGAAGACGGUUGGAUCUCCUACCAUUCAAAAUGGGAUUUUGGAACACAGCGAGAAGGUGGAACACUCGAUUGACGAGCCAGAAAUUACUUUUUGUGAGACACACAAACACGAAGAAGAGGGUAAUGUCUUUGAUUUUGCGUUCUGA
Molecule: messenger RNA, 321 nt
Organism: Entamoeba invadens IP1
Lineage: Eukaryota; Evosea; Mastigamoebida; Endamoebidae
Exons: 1
Coding region: 1-321 (106 amino acids)
Source: RefSeq, a predicted model, not a curated record